Camarhynchus parvulus is the source of this 2507-nucleotide messenger RNA. RefSeq names its product solute carrier family 35 member G1 (gene SLC35G1). Gene Ontology annotation, cellular component: endoplasmic reticulum membrane; plasma membrane. Gene Ontology annotation, biological process: regulation of cytosolic calcium ion concentration; calcium ion export across plasma membrane. NCBI's taxonomy places the organism in Eukaryota, Metazoa, Chordata, Aves, Passeriformes, Thraupidae. The coding region runs from base 1 to 1980 and encodes 659 amino acids. The transcript is spliced from 6 exons. The record is from RefSeq and is a predicted model, not a curated record.
AUGAAGUGGGUAGAUGUCACCAGGUUGUUCCACGUACCACGAAUCCAGAUGCCUUUCCUGCUGGAGCUCUGCAGAGCUCUUAGUGCUGCCCUUAGCAGAGGGAAGAGGGUUGUACUUUACAAGAGGAACUUGGAAGCUCUCAAGCUGAGACAAACCUGGCAGUUUGACCAGGAGCAAACAGAACACUUCAUGUUCCCAUCUCCAUUUUCACCCGGAGCAGCAGCAGCUCUGGCAGGGAGCGAUGCGCUGUCCCUGCUCACUGACACAGCAGCACUGACGGGGGCCCCGGGGUCACCCGGCUCUUCUACGGGACGCAGAGCGGGUCCAGCGGGAGCUCCCACCGGGACAGCCGGGCCAGGCGAGGCUGCGGCGGCUGCACUAUCUCGGGGCAGUUAUCUCGGGGCACCGCGGCCUGCGCGGCCCCCUCCGCUCUCCGGCGGGGUCAGAGCUCCCCCUCCCGAGACACCACGGCCUCGCUGCUCCCCGGCACCGCUCCCGCUGCCCUCGCCGGGUCUCUCUCCGGGGGACGCCAGGAAGGAAGCGGCGGGGCGCUGCCUCCUAUCCCGGCAGGGGCGCUCCGCCGCCGCCCGGCUCGCAGGCAGGUACCGGCCGCGGGAGGGACGGGCCGCCCGGGCGGUUCCAGGCGGGGCCUGGCAGGGGGUGGCGGAGCCGGGACCCGGUGCAGCCUCCCCCGCGGGUGCUCGGCGCUGCGGGCGGGCGGGGGAAAGGCGGCGGGCGGCGCUGGGCGGCCGCACCGCAUGCGCAGGAGGGCAGGUGUCGCCGGCAGCCGAGGAGCCGCCGGGAGCAUCGUGGCAGCUCCGCGUCCUCAUGGUGCUGUGUCAGGGCGGAGAGGGCGACGCUGCUCCGGCAGCGGGCGGGCAGGAGCCGGAGGUGCCGCCGGGCCGGGAGGACGGGCCGGGUGCGGUGCAGCCGUGCCCGGCGCCCGGCGUCGAGGCGGCGGGUGCCGAGGAGCGCCGCGCUUGUGGCUGCUGCUCGGGCAUGUCCUGGCCGUUCUGCUGCGAGGCACCUGGUGAGGAAGGGGCAAAGAAGAAAGCUGCGUGCCCAGGACUUGGUCUGUUUUAUACCAUACUGUCUGCCUUCCUUUUCUCAGUGGCCUCUUUAUUUCUUAAAAAAAUAGAAGAUGUACAUUCAGUGGAAGUGAGUGCAUUUCGAUGUGUUUUCCAAAUGGCAUUUGUUCUUCCUGGUUUAAUAUACUACAAAACAGGGUUUUUGGGACCAAAAGGUAAAAGAAUUUUUCUUUUCUUCCGAGGAUUCCUUGGCUCUACUGCAAUGGUUCUUCUCUACUACGCUUACCAAGUCAUGCCACUAGCUGAUGCCACUGUUAUAACUUUUACCAGUCCUGUUUUUACAUCAUUACUGGCAUGGAUCUUUCUCAAAGAGAAAUACAGCCUUUGGGAUGUUCUGUUCACUCUCUUUGCAGUCACUGGAGUGAUUCUUAUUGCCAGACCACCAUUUCUGUUUGGCUCACAUGUUGCAGGGAUUGAAGGAAGUUACUCAGAUCACCUUAAAGGGACUAUAGCAGCGAUUGCAAGCACGUUAUCUGCAGCUUCGACUAUUGUUAUACUAAGGAAGGUGGGAAAGUCUGUGCAUUAUUUUUUGUCAAUUUGGUAUUAUGCAGUCAUUGGAUUAAUUGGCUGUGUUAUAGCAUUGUUUGUUUUGAAUGAAUGGCGUUUACCACAUUGUGGUAGGGAUAGGGUUUUUCUAAUAUUAAUAGGCUUGUUAGGGUUGGGGGGUCAGAUAUUUCUCACAAAAGCAUUACAGAUAGAGAAAGCUGGACCUGUAUCAAUAAUGAGAACAAUGGAUGUGGUGUUUGCUUUUAUUUUACAAGUUCUUUUUCUCAAUCAUAUACCAACUUGGUGGACUGUGGGUGGUGCCCUUUGUGUAGUAGCCAGUAGUUCCGGAACCGCCAUUCGUAAAUGGAGACACAGUGUGAAAAAAGCUAAACAGAGGGAAAUCUAACAAUAUGGACACUAAUUCACUACAGAAACAAGCAAUCUUGAAAGAUACAUAAAUACAAUAUUUAUUUUUAUUUAUUUAAAUAUCCCAUUUACCAAAUUGUAGUACCAAAUUGUAUCCAGUAAAAUAAGUUGACUUUUUUUUUAACCAAAAUCGAAGAUGUUUUAGCAACUGAUGAGGUAUAUACUUUCCUUUCUUAUAUUUAGGCGUGCUAAUAUGGGCAGUAGAAAGAUACUUCAAAGAUGUUGCUUCCUUUCAGAAGUGUACAAUAUUUAUUUUCCUAAAGUUCCUGACUCUCCACUUAGACUCUAUUUUUCAGAGCAGUGGAAAUAAGUCUCCCAGACUUAAUAUUCUGUGCUUGAUUACCACAGGGAUUGCAGUACAAAAGUUGGAAGGGAAUGAAGAGUUGAUAAUCGUUAAACAACCAGAUUUUAUAGAACAGAUAAAGCUUGUACUUCUAUAAGCUUUCUAGUUAUUAUUUUGCACAAGCAGAUGCCAAAUGCGGAUUUAAUUCGGAUUCUAUAAAAACA